Molecule: messenger RNA, 1011 nt
Organism: Aspergillus lentulus
Lineage: Eukaryota; Fungi; Ascomycota; Eurotiomycetes; Eurotiales; Aspergillaceae
Product: TAXI family TRAP transporter solute-binding subunit
Source: RefSeq, a predicted model, not a curated record
AUGGGAGAACCAGCAAGCAAGAUCCUGGAUCGUGGCCCUGCCAUAACACGGUCCAUCAAUCUGAACUUUCAAGGCGACUGGGGCCAGGCCAACUUUCACCGCAUUAUGAGCUGGCUGGUUCAGGAACUUUGUGAUCGCUGCGGUCCGCGUAGCCGCGUGGCCAUCUUCAGCAUGCGCGGUGGCGGAUCCGAGGGCGUGACGCUCGUCAACGAUGGCGAGAUGCAUAUCGCACUUGGCACGCCCGUCGCGCUGAUGGGGGCGGCCCAGACUGGCGAGGCUAUUUUCAACGGGCAAAAGUUCCCCCAGUUACGUGCGCUGGCGGUGCUACCACAGGACGACCGAAUGAUCCUCGGCAUUGAUCCCAAAUAUGGUUGCCGAACUUUUGCUGAAAUUCGUGAGAAAAAACCGCCCAUCAAGCUCGUCAUAGGGCCAGAUUCGCCAGAUUCACCUACGGGCUGGGUGUCUCACCGCUUCCUCGAGGCCCACGGCAUUACGCCAGACCUCAUUCGCUCCUGGGGCGGCGAGGUGGUUGACACCUGGUGUCGGCCAGAACAAUGCCUCAUUCCGGUCAAGGAGGCAAGCAGCGACAUUACGGCUGCCGUUCACGAGGCCAUCAUGACCCCUUGGUGGACAAAUAUCAUCGACGGCCCUCGCAAGUUUAUCCCAGUUCCCGCAGAGCCCGAGGCCCUGGAGAAAUUGCAUAAGAUGACACUGCUGGAGCCUGCCACUCUGCCAGCAGGUUACUGGGACUCGCUGAAGGACGAGAUCCCUACACUCUCUUUCCGAGACUUCCUCCUUUUCUGUCGCGAAGACUUGCCCGAUGACAUCGCGUAUCUGCUGACCUGGUGCCUGGUCGAGACCAAAUCGAUGAUCGAGAGCCAGUAUCACCAUAUUAACCCAAACAAGACCCCUUUAGGCUAUCCAUUCGAUCCAGUCAAAAUGGCAAAGACCUCCCUUCCACUACACCCCGCUGCGGAGAGAUACUAUCGCGAACACGGAUACCUUUCAUGA